AUGCCCUGCGUGUGCGGACGAACUGACCGUGGGACUCUAGCCGAACCCAACAGAAUGGUGAAAAAUUAUUUAAAUGCAUUGAAGAUUCAUUGCGUUUACAACAACAGAGGUUGUCAGGAGAUCCUACAACUGCAACAUCUUGACAACCAUGAGGCUACAUGUGGAUUUACACCAACCGUUUGUACAAACCAAGGCUGUGGCGAAGCUUUAAACCAGCGUGAUCUUGUUCACCAUCAAAGUGAACUAUGUGAAUUUCGCAAGUUGAAGUCCCACUUGUGCGGAGAAAUGGAAAAAAGAAUGGCGAAUCUCGAGAAGAAUAUGGGGAAAAAUGCGGCAGAUAUGGAAGGAAAACUCGAAACAGUAAAUAAUGAAGUGAGAGGAUUGAAAACAGCUUUGAUUGAAGGUUUUGAUGAAAUGAAGGAUGUUCUUGUCAAGAUGGAGGACAAGAUAGAAGAAAACACAAGAAAAGUAAGAAAUACAGCAAGUGGUGAUAAGGAAAAUAUCAUUGUUGCUGGAGGUUAUGGAGUUGACUCUGUAGAGAUGUUUAACUGGCGUCAAAGAACAUGGUCGCCAUUACAAUCCAUUCCAAAGAAGCGUUGGGGAGCAACUUCAUUUGUGUACAACAAUCAUGUGACAAUUUCUGGAGGUAUUUGUUCUGGCCGUGUCGAUGAUGUGAUUAGAAUGAAUAUCAACCCGAACCCUGAUCUCUCAAUACACUGGAGUGACUGUCCUGUUAAACUACCUUCUAAGUUAGCAUACCACAGCAAUGUGCUGUAUAAUGAUCACUUGAUAGUCACAGGUGGUUGUAAGGGAAAUGCACUGUCUCAGUGUAUUCAUGAAAUCCAACUGGUUCCUCCGUAUACUUCGAAGAUCUUAUCAAGAAUUCCAGAACAAAGACAAUUUCACAGCACGCAACUAUUCAAUGAUAACUUGUUGAUCGUUGGUGGAAGAACAACUGAAAAAUCUCGAGACAACCUCAGCAGUGUCGUACUGUAUGAUAUAAAGAAGAAUGAAUGUAAACAGUUGGCACCACUGCCGUAUGAAGUGAGUAAGAUGGCAACUGUGAGAUGGGGAGACAACAUCGUUAUCAUAGGCGGCGUUGACAAACAUGGCAAUGAAUUAGAUACAGUUAUCAUUUACAAUGUCAAGACUGAACAAAGUCACUUGCUGCCGCCAAUGAGAUGUAAGAGACGGGGAUGUACUGCAGUUGUUAUUGGAAACAACAUUGUAGUACUGGGAGGAGAUGAUGAGCGGCGACGUGACUUAAAGUCAGUUGAAUCUUUCAACUUUGGAAGUUAUACUUGGCAAGAACUUCCAGAAAUGUCUCAAGCAAGAAGUUUUCACGCUACCGUUGUUUGUGAACAGUGUAAGAAUGUUGAACUCAUUUCUUCGAGACAACAAGUUCUAUAUAUUUAA
Messenger RNA from Paramuricea clavata, 1416 nucleotides. The record is from the annotation of a GenBank genome assembly. NCBI's taxonomy places the organism in Eukaryota, Metazoa, Cnidaria, Anthozoa, Malacalcyonacea, Plexauridae.